UUAAUUGUAGUGGAUGAUGGCAAAGUGUAGAAUUUCAAUAAAUGUCUUAAGAUAUGAUUGUUUGGAUUUACUUUUCUAUUGUUCUAAAGCAGAUGGCAAUCAAGUGUCAAUUUUCAGCAAAGAUGUCACAUUAAGACAAUGGAUUUGAAAUCUGGGCUUUGGUUACCACAACAAUAACUAUGUCAACACGACCAUUAGAGACUCAUGUUACUUGUAAAUGCCACCAGAUUAAGUUUUCAUCAAAAGCUGAUUACCCGCAAUCCCGAUGUAAGCAUGUGUCCUGUCUACACGAAAACUACGUGUAUAUGUUUGCUGGAAAAGAUGGCAAUAUUUCUCUCAAGGAUUUCUGGAGAUUCAGUUUAAGCAAUCAGAAAUGGGAGUUGCUCAGUUUCCGUGGUGACAGUCCCCAACAUUUAGAAGGUCAUACUCUGGUGUCAUGCAAAAAAUUAUUACUGUUAUUUGGUGGUGAGUUUGGUGAUGCUUUGACAGAAUCUUCACUUUGGAUAAUUAAUCCAGAUCUGGGUUACAUAAGAAAAUCAGUGUUAGACCCUGGAUCAGAGAGGCCGUGUAUACGACGACAUCAUACAGCGGUUGUUGACAAUGGUGCGAUGUAUGUCUACGGAGGUUAUAUAGAUAUGAAAGGGUCAAGUUCUGAACUCUGGAAAUAUCUAGUUGAUGAUGAGGAAUGGGAACUUAUAUCACCACGGCAACAUAUACGAGACACACCCAGUGGUCGUCAUGGUCACACAGCUGUCGUAUAUAACAAACAUAUGUGGCUGUAUGGAGGAAGUACAGAUCUCUCAGCUAAACAAGAUCUCUGGAGUUAUAGUUUUGGUGCAAACAGAUGGGAGAGAAUCAAGUUGAAGUAUUCACCUCCAGCCUUAACUGGACACACAGCUACAGUGAUUGGUACCCGGAUGUUUAUAUUUGGAGGUGAGACCAGCAGGGAACCAUGCAAUCAAUUAUGGUACUUUUGCUUCAGAAUUUCAAGAUGGACACAGAUUAUGUUAUCAGAUCAAAUACCAUCACGAACAUUCCAUUCUGCUUUGCUCAUCACCCCUAGCAACCAACAAGAUAAUUCUGUAAAAGCCAGCUCAGUUCCCUAUCUACAGAAAAAAAUUUCUAAGCUAAAUUUAGAAAGACCUAGAUCUAGCCCAGGUGUUCGGUUAGGAACCUCUGGAUCUAAUAGACUCUUGCAAAAAUCUGGAUCACAGGACAGCUUGCAUGUCGAAGAAUCUGUGUCGUCAAGAAGUAGGAGUAGAAGUCAUUCUCAAAAUAGCACAAAUAUACAAGUAAAGAAUGUUGACAAACCUGAUAGUUUGAAAUUAUACGGUAACGGUAGUGAGGAAAGUUUAAAACUGGAGCCGUCUCCUUCGGAGAAUACUGCAGAUAAAUCUCCGCUGUGUCCAAAGAGAAUGGAUAUUAAUUAUAACGCCAUUGACAUGUUGGACAGAAACACAGUUAAUAAUGGUCUCGACAAUCCAGGUAUCUCAGACAGUACGGAGGAACUUAUACGUGAAAGCCACUUGAAGGAGGCCCGGUUAAAAACUGAAGUUCUAUGUGAUAAAAACCGUCCAUCCCCAUUUAUGAGGUCUCUGAGUUAUGCCACAGAACAAGAGAAACGUAAGAACGAGUUUGAUAACAAACCAGUGUCAUUAGUAUCUGUUAUAUCCGGAAGCUGUGACUGUAUUGACAAUGAAGGUAAAAAUAGUUGGGAAAAAUAUAUAGUGAAAAAGUCGAGACUAGAUCCAGAAUUAGUUGUUGAGGAUAUAGAACAUUUAGACUGCUUUCCACAUGAUAUUCAGAUUCCGUAUCCAAAUUCUACUCCUUACAGGUUUUCUUCGUUUAAAUCUGUGGACUCAUUGUUUCAUGACUCAGGGAAUUUGGAGACAAUAGAGUUGGAAUAUUGCCAAAAAGGUAACAAUGUGCAGAAAUCUUCACAUGCAAGAGAGAACAUUACUGAGAAAAGUAUUCGAUUUGAUAGGAAAAGUCAAUCUGUGCAGAUUAGUGGCUUACAUAGUAGAAAUGAUGUAGAAAAUGUUAAAAAUAGAGAAAACAUUUCAAAAUCCGCAGAAAUGUUGGCGAUCGGUCAUGACUCGGACUGUCUACCUAGAAUACAGCAGAAAAAUUUGACAAAGGACCCGUCUAGAGAUGAAAUGGAAACCAGUUUUUAUAGUGGAAAUAACCCUCAGAAUGAGAGAGUAUCUGGCAUUUAUCGUAAAAAUACAAAAUCUCCACCAAAGAUUUCUCAGUGUGCUGAACCCCCCUAUAUUCUAGUUAUUGGUGGGAAAGACAAUAAGACUGUCAACUUUGCUAUAAAACCUCUACCUCUGUGGAAACUUCAAAUACAGACUUUGUGAAUGCGGCUUACCGUCUUGUUUUUCUUCUAGUCAAGAACGUUUGGAAAUGUAUUAUUCUCUAUGAAGGGAACCAGUACUGUCAUAUGUUAAUUUGUUACCACAUUUGUUGAUGUAAUGUUUCUUUGUCUCUAGCUGGAUACCAGUAAGAUUAGCAUAAACCAAUGCAUUAUUGAAGCAUUAAUGUGUACCAUAUUACUUUUUUAUAUUUCAAGUCCAAUAUAAGAAUGUGAAAACUAUCUACUACUCACAAACACAGAGUAUAAGAGGUAUUAUUUAUGGUAUAAGGAAUAACAAAAGAAAGUCACUCUGUCGAGAAUUUUGAAUCUAUGUACUUAUAUUUAUGAAUGAUCAUACUUCAAUAUACUGUUCAAAUUCAAUCAAAAUGCUUUACUAGAGGUUAGUAAUCAUUGCUCAAUAGAUAACAUAUUUGAUUUUUUCAUUUCUAAAUAGGCAGCUUGUUUAACAUUCCAUGUUUUGUUUCUUAAAUGCUUUUUUCUCACUUCAUAGUCUUCUUUGUUUGUGACUAUUGUGUAUCAACUUAUAUAAAAUAUUAGGGAUGGCAACGAAUACCAAAAUCAAUACUCGGGUCAUUUUUCCGAUCGAGUACUCGGUUACUGAGAUGAUUUCCAAUAAUUUUCAAAGUUUUAUUGCACAAUGUCAACACCGUCUGCAUGCUUCUUUCGUUUGGAGGAAACUGAGAAUAACCAAUAAACAAAUUAAUUAAAAUGAAAUCAACAACAUUAUAUUUUACAACGAUUUAAUUAAUGCCAUAUCAAGUUUAAAACAUGUAUAACAGUUCAUAUAUAUUUUUGUCUUCUUGAAAUAAUAUAGACUGAUUGGCGUCAAUGGAUAUAGCUAGCGAAUCCAUAAUAAAUAUAAACAUAAGACAUCGUCAAUGACAGCAUAUAUUUAUGUUUUAUAAUUAAAAAUAAAGGUUAAACAGUUUCGGCUCCCAACUGUUACACAAUUAAAGGUAAUUAAUGACGUAAGCGACACAGUUGUUUAAUCCCAUGCGCGUGUCAAACUGUUGAUAGCCUUGCUAAAUUUACAAUAUCAUUUUCCCACCUCUGCAAGGAUGUUUUGAUUGCAUUUAAGAGUUAUUUAUGAAGAUACAUGUACAUCUUAAAUUUUUUACACCAAUCUUUCUUAAUCGCAAAUAAAAAAAGGAAUUAUUUUUUCUGAGUAAUCGGAUAUCAAUUGUGUUAACCGAUAACUGAUUGAGUACUCAGUUAACCGGUUACUUGUUGCAAUCCCUAAUAAAUAUGCAUAUAACAAACAAUGUAUGUGCAUAAUUACCAGUAUAUUUUUAUACAACAGUAUUGUACUUUAAGAGUCCUGUUUCUUAACCUUUAUAAUGAUAGAUUUAAAUGCUACUAUAUUUAGUGGUCUGAAGAUACUUGUUUUAGAAGUCCAUGUCAAACUUUUUGGUAUAAAAUAGAAAUUAAUUUCAGUAUUUCUAAUUUAUUUAUUAAGUUUGACAAAGAAUUUGUUUAAAAAAACUUGCCUAGCUAUGAUGUAUCAUCACUUAUGAACAUUUCAGAAACAGUUCUUCACUUGAGUUGUACGAGUUAUGAAGUCUCGGGUCUUAUCCAAAGAAAACAGUUUCUGGAUAUUUUUAUCUUUUAUGAAUAUAAGCUAGCAUAAUAAUGUUUUGUUCUCUUAUUUUGUUUAGCUAUUUUUUCUCAUAAUUUAUUGUUAUACAGUCAAAGGGAGACAACUGUUUUAUAUUUUUCUCCACUACUGGUCGGGAACCAUCAACCGGACACUUUUGGAACAUUUUUCCGUACAGAUUUCAUAAUUUUUAACCUAGAGACCUAAAAAUUUGACACAGUUCACCUAGGUUCUUCUCUUAACUAACAAACUAGUUUGUU
This is a messenger RNA of Ruditapes philippinarum (Manila clam), 4231 nucleotides long. RefSeq lists its product as uncharacterized. NCBI's taxonomy places the organism in Eukaryota, Metazoa, Mollusca, Bivalvia, Venerida, Veneridae. Gene Ontology annotation, cellular component: Golgi apparatus. Bases 180 to 2360 code for a protein of 726 amino acids. Gene Ontology annotation, molecular function: protein binding. The transcript has 10 exons. The record is from RefSeq and is a predicted model, not a curated record.